Calliphora vicina (urban bluebottle blowfly) is the source of this 635-nucleotide messenger RNA. Its product is annotated as coiled-coil domain-containing protein 86. Gene Ontology annotation, cellular component: nucleolus. The record is from RefSeq and is a predicted model, not a curated record. The coding region runs from base 79 to 546 and encodes 155 amino acids. NCBI's taxonomy places the organism in Eukaryota, Metazoa, Arthropoda, Insecta, Diptera, Calliphoridae. The transcript has 2 exons.
AACAAACACACGUGUGAGACGUUUUAUUUGGAUAAUUGUGAAAAAUAAAAAUUUAUUCCUUGAAAAUUGUAUUGUAAAAUGACCAAUGAAAAUAAUGAACAACCUACCGCAAGUGAAGCGUCAACUACAUCAAAUCAACAGACAAAUAAAACUAUUGAGAAAUUGAAAAAGCCAAAAACUAUAAAGAAGCCAGAAAAUGCAAUUCCCCGUGGCCAGCCCAAAUCGAACCGGCCAUGGAAAACACCUAAAGAAAAAUUUUCUUCUGUGAAAAAAACUCAGCCUCGUUUGACAUUUGAAAAGAAAAUGGAACUUCGCAAUGAAAUGCGUGCCAUCAAAGAAAAAUCGCGUGAAUUGAAGGAGGCACGCAAAGAAGCUGCUGUAGCUAAACAUCAACGUCGCAUUGAAAACGCCGAAAGACGUUUGGCCAAUGAACGACGUGCUGAAGUAGUACAAGUUAUUAAGAAUCCAUCUAAAUUGAAACGCAUGAAGAAGAAGCAAAUGCGUCUUAUACAAAAGCGUGAUUUAAGUGAGGUAAAAUUUGUAUGAGUUCAAAAUAACUGAUUUUUCAUUAGUUGUAAAUAAUGUAGGUUUAUUAUUUUUUUAAUUAAAUAAAAAUGUGAAAAAUUUAAUACAAA